Messenger RNA from Fragaria vesca subsp. vesca, 1096 nucleotides. RefSeq lists its product as uncharacterized. The transcript has 3 exons. The record is from RefSeq and is a predicted model, not a curated record. NCBI's taxonomy places the organism in Eukaryota, Viridiplantae, Streptophyta, Magnoliopsida, Rosales, Rosaceae. The coding region runs from base 260 to 784 and encodes 174 amino acids.
AAUCAAAAACAUAAUACAAUGUGGUGGGGGCACAGUAACACUCUACACCUCCCCACCCUCUUUCCCUGAAACAGCAAAAUCCACAAAGCAGAGAAAAGAACCUCUCUCCAUCACUCCACUCCUUUCCCAAUCUCACAGUCCACAUCACAAUGUGAAAAUCCCACACCUGGGUUUUACAACGAAGCUAAAAAUAGCAAUACCCAACUCAAAAUUCUAGUGCCCUAAAUUGGAAAAUCGGAGUUUCGUCUCUUGAUCGGAGAUGAAGGAUGACGAUGGCCUCCCGACGACGACGGCGGCGGCCAAGAAGGAUAGCUCCGAUUCGAGCCUCGGGAAAGGCAGGUACAAGUUCUGGGCAUUGGCGGCGAUUUUGCUCCUCGCGUUCUGGUCUAUGUUCACCGGCACCGUCACGCUCCGGUGGUCCGCCGGCAACCUUAACCGCUUCUCCGACGAAUUUGAUUCCCCUAUUCACGACGAUCUCGAUGUUCUCGAAAUGGAGGAGAGGGAGAAGGUGGUGGAGCACAUGUGGGAUGUGUACACUAAUAGCCGUCGGAUCAGAUUGCCCAGAUUCUGGCAAGAGGCCUUUGAGGCUGCUUAUGAGGACUUGACCAGUGACCUUCCUGGUGUUCGUGACUCUGCCAUUUCCGAGAUCGCCAAGAUGUCUGUGCGAUCCGUCGAUCUGGAUCCACCUCCGGUCCAAUCUGCUAGUGCACGAGAAUUUACAAAAGCACUGAAGCAUCCAGAUAAAGCUAGGGAACUCUUGCCCUCAACGAGCAGUGGUCGAUGAUUUGUACCCGGGUUCAAGUCUACCUCCUUCAUCCUGAAAUUACAACUGCUCAUGUGCUGCCCAAAGUUUGCGAGUGGUGGUGAUGUGUAGUCAUACUCAAUUCAUGUUUUCAUAGGGAACAAAAAAUCUUAAACAAUGUAUUGAAUUAGGUUCUCAUUGUUCCAGUUUUGGAUAUCACAAUCUUGCCAUGUUAGUAGUAAAACUGAAACAACCUGUCAAGUAGAUGAGUGAAAGGUGCAGUAAUAUUGAUAUUGAUAUUUAUUCUUAUAAAGUUCAGAGUGAAAAGAAAUUUCUUAAGCCUCCUCACCUUCC